Rotaria socialis is the source of this 978-nucleotide messenger RNA. Lineage: Eukaryota; Metazoa; Rotifera; Eurotatoria; Philodinida; Philodinidae. The record is from the annotation of a GenBank genome assembly.
AUGAAAUUAGAAGAAAGUCGACGGCGAAUUUUUACGUCAAAUGGCGAAGAAAAAUUAAACAGAAUUAAUGUGGAUCAACGCAAUCUUCGGUACGUAUAUGAUUAUGUGACGACGUUAUUGGAUUUGAGUUGGAGUUGGAUUUUGUUAUUGCUGGCAGUGACAUUCGUCAUUUCUUGGUUAGUAUUCGCUGGAAUAUGGUUCGGUAUCAUGAAGAUUCAUGGUGAUUUCGGGCCCAUCGAUCAUGUAAAUUGUGUUGACGGGGUGAAAACAUUCACUGGAUGUCUACUGUUGUCUAUUGAGACUCAGCAAACAAUCGGAUAUGGAACACGGUCGGUAACUGAACAAUGUUCUAGUGGUCUUAUACUUCUGGUAGUUCAAACAUGUUUCGGCCUAAUUCUUCAAUCACUUUGGGUCGGUAUUGUGUACACGAAAUUGAUCCGUCCCAAGAAACGUCGUCAUACAUUACUUUGGUCCCGUCAGGCUGUCAUCAGCCUUCGUGAUAAAUAUUUAACGUUACAAGUUCGUCUCGGUGAGAUUCGAAGUCAGUCAAUUUUACUCGAUGCUCAAAUUCGAAUGUAUUUCAUCUCGAGACGGAUCACUCAAGAAGGAGAGAUUAUUCCUCUAGACUUACUAGAUAUGAAUGUUGGCUUUGAUACUGGUCGAGAUCGUCUCUUACUUGUAUGGCCAUUGGUUAUCGAGCAUCGAAUCGAUUCGAAAAGUCCAUUAUGGUCUUUGGAUAGAGAAAAGUUAACAAGUGCUGAUUUUGAACUACUAGUAGUUUUCGAAGGAGUAAUCGAAUCAACAGGCCUACUUACACAAACAAGACAUUCUUACAUUCCCGAUGAUAUAGUUUGGGGAGCCAGAUUCGAACCGAUGUUGCGUAAUGAUCCGGACGCUCCAUUGACUAUCGAUUACUCGAAAUUUGAUGCUCUCUAUUGCGAUACUUGUACCAAGCCAUGUUCAGCAAAUGAAUUGUAG